This is a messenger RNA of Botrytis cinerea B05.10, 2014 nucleotides long. RefSeq lists its product as hypothetical. The record is from RefSeq and is a predicted model, not a curated record. The transcript has a single exon. NCBI's taxonomy places the organism in Eukaryota, Fungi, Ascomycota, Leotiomycetes, Helotiales, Sclerotiniaceae. The coding region runs from base 126 to 1622 and encodes 498 amino acids.
GAGAAGAAAACAAUAAAGUGAGAUCUUACAUUACAAGCGCAAAAGCCAGUUCAAUCCUUCCCACACCUUUUGUUUGAGUUAACGCUUCAAGACCACAUAUUAUACUCAAUCUUAAAAUCAUCACAAUGACUUUGAACCCUCUAAGCAAUGCUCCAAUCAUCGCACGCAAGUUUGGGCGCACCCUAGAAAGAGUCGAGCAUCUUUCCAACGUGUGUCUGAAAUAUCAAAAAGUCGGAAAGGUUGGAGUAACUUGCCAAUUUCGACUCUCUAAGUCUAAAUGGGGAGUUUUGGGAGAAGCUCAAAAUCCUGCGGGGGUUAUUUAUAUGAGCCUUGGAUUUGAUCAGCCAAACGAUUGCAGAUUAUCGAGUGCAAUAGUUUCAAUCACGUUAGAAGAUAGCGAGCCGACAGAGGCCACAGAAAGGCGGUCCAUUCAAAAGUCUGUAUCGGAUCGCCUUCAUAUUACCGAUCAAUAUGGUCCCAAGCAACUAUUCGGUCCGGAAAGACGGAUGCUGGUGAAAAAAAACCUACGUCUUACUCCAAAUAUUAACAUCCUUGGCAAUGGUGGUGGUGGAGUAGGGCUAGACAUCUCUAAGGAAGUAACCCUAAGUCACAGAUGGAUAUUCAACGGAAGUCUAAGACCUGCAACUCAUCCCACCCAUAAAAGUCGACAUACAGCAAUAUAUAGAACAUUGGAAUGGGAGCUUGCAGAGAGCGAGUUCGAACUGCAUACAACGCAUAGCAAUAUGAUCCAUACUGCCUUCGCCUUUGAACAUGAUGGCAGGCCUUUCUUAAUGGAAGUUAACAUAAAAGGGAAGUUGAAAAGCACGAAGGACAAAAUCUUGAGACAUCUGAAGUUUUCUUCGGACCAAGACAAAAGCAAGGGCUCUUCCACAACGUUUGUUCAUCUUCCGCGAGGGGACCACAAUAGCAUGCGUCUCGAUGCCCUCGCCAACAGUCUUCCGAGGAUGAUGGAGAUAGAAAAUUUAGAAGUAGUACCAACGGAAGUACCCGAUGCACUACCUGCAUCAAUUUUUAUGGGAGGGAUCACGACAGAGACGGCCAGAGAAAGAAACGGGAAGAAAAGUGAUGGGCCAGCGACAUUUGCCAGACCAGGGCAGUCCACGCUCGUAGCAACUUCUACCGAACGCGUUAUUGUCCACAGCAAACCUAUUGGUCUAAGGGCGGCCAAUCCAGAUCCACAGGAUCCGACGUACCCAUCUCUCGAAAAUCUCUCAAGGGCAUCUUUUAUUUUAACAAACACGCCUCGAAAUGGGACGGGAAUCUCCGAACAGCGUCCGAAGAACACAUCAGUGACAAUAUCAGAGCCGGGAGUGGAUCUGCAGGAUGAAUCACAAUCAGAGAAUGGAUCGUCCUGGUUUCCAUCAGAUACCACCUUAGUUGAAGAGCAAGAUGCGGAGCAACUGGUAGAGGGGGUACGGCAGACGAAGCAUAAGGAUAUUCAGGAUGGUUUGCUUCUGCUCUCGGAGUCGCCCUAUUUGAUGCUGAUCCUAAAGCUAUUGCUAGGAUUAAUGACGGUGUUCGGAAAGACUCGAAAGCGCCUUAGAAAGCUAUCGUCUUCUUAUGAAAGUAUUGACAAGGACAGCACAGCGAGCCAAGACUAAAGAGGCAGGAAUAGUCCGGGUGGGGGGUAAUUAAGAUAGGCGAAGUCUCGUGCUAGAGAUUCUUUUAGCUGUAGAGCAUGAUUGGGUCAAUAUGGAGUUGGAGUUUCUUGAAAACACAAUUUAGUAAAUCGUGGAAUUGUAAUGUAAUAUCAAAAUUCCAUUCCACGUACACAGAUAUAUGGACGGCAGAAUUUGUGGCUAGUGAAUGUGGCGAGGAAAUUGAAUGCCAUCAUUGCGGUCAAGAAAGAUUGAAUCAAGUCCACCAGUGAGCAUAUGAACUAAUAGGACACUGCAGAAAUGGGCUUGCAAAUAUAUCUUAAUAUACCGAUCUAUGCGAGUAUAUCUUUGGAAUUUUUACAAAGAUCUAUUCGAUAUUGAACAAUGAAAAGACA